Messenger RNA from Penicillium salamii, 1680 nucleotides. The record is from the annotation of a GenBank genome assembly. Lineage: Eukaryota; Fungi; Ascomycota; Eurotiomycetes; Eurotiales; Aspergillaceae.
AUGUCUAACCACAUCAAGUUCGCCGAGCCAAUCUCCAAGAAGUCGAACAUCGGGCGCACCAGGUCCGAUACGCAGGAAAAGGGGUCCGCACAACGAGCACCGUCUCCCGGAUGUGAAAUCGUUUACCCGACAGGAUGGAGACUUGUACUUACCACCAUAGGGCUUUUGCUCGCCUUUUUUCUUUCCAAUCUGGAUGUGACCAUAGUAAGCUCGGCCCUUACGAGUAUCACAGAUAACCUGGAAGGCUUCGAGAAGAGAAGCUGGAUCAUCACAGGGUACUUGGCUACUUACACAGGAUCCAUGGCAAUAUGGACCAAAGUGAGCGAUAUAGUUGGAAGAAAGUCAACUACAAUCACUGCUCUGGUUAUACUGCUUGCUUUCUCGAUUGGAUGCGGGUGCGCUCAGACAGUAAACCAACUCAUCAUCUUUCGCGCUUUCCAGGGAAUAGGAGGUGCUGGUGCAUAUGCGCUCACAAUAUUAUGUGUCUAUGAAAUUGCCCCGAAGGCAAAGCUUCCCAUCUACAGCGCUCUCAUGUCGGUCUGCCUAGUUCUUGCAUCCUUACUAGGCCCAAUUAUCGGGGGCGCAUUUGCCCAGAAUGACGCAUGGCGGUGGACCUUCUUCAUCAAUGCUCCACUAUGUGCUAUUGCCAUAGUCAUAAUCCUUGUCGCGAUGCCCAUCAACUUUGGUCUCGACCAACACACACCUUCUUUCAGGACACGGGCAUCUUAUCGCUCGUUUGCUAACCUUGACAUCGUGGGAUCUGUCUUGAUGAUGGCAAGCUCCUUCCUGAUAGUUGCUGUCUUGAACGAAACCAAUCUCGCAUUCUCCUGGUCUUCCCGGGAUGCGAUCGCGCUGCUAGUCCUGACGGGGGUCUCGUGGAUUGCUUUCUUUGCCUGGGAGUGGUACAUAUCAGGAAUACACGGGAAAGAUCCUAUAUUUCCCAAGCGAUGGCUAUUCGAUCGGCCUUGGAUGGGCAUUCUUAUCUCUUCUUUUGUCGUCGGCGCACCUUUCAACGUUGUUUUGGUGUAUGUUCCACAGCAAGCUGAGCUACUGCUCGGGAAGUCGCCGUUUGACGCUGGCAUUUACUUGAUUGGAUAUUCUGCGGUUGCUAUGGUUGCUGCAGGUCUAAUCAAUGUUGCGAGCUCCCGAUGGCGUAUUCCGUUCAUUUACACUCUGCUUGUGGGCUGCAUUCUCCACACAGUGGGUGUCGGGCUUCUUUCGACAAUUGCCUCUGCAAAGGGGUUCCAUGCUACGGACAUUGUAUACGAGGUCAUCGCGGGAGCAGGCAUGGGGCUAACAUUAGGCAUACUCGUGCUGUCUACUCCAUACAUUGUUGAAGACAGAGAUUUGGCAAUUGGAACUGGUGCUGUUGUCCAGUUCCGGUUCCUUGGUGGUGCCAUCGGACUUGCCAUUGCAUCCAACAUCCAAAAUGGCCAACUGGUGAAAUCUUUGGGGGGUGUUCUCUCCUCUCACAGGCUGCAUCUCUUCCUCGAAAAUGUCAAACUGACCCAUGACCUAUCUCCCCAUCUGCAGGAACGCAUCAGUGAUGUUUUCGCCAGCAGUUACACCACACAACUGAGAGUUAUGAUUGGAUUUGCGGCAGCCCAAUUACCUGCAACUCUUCUUCUGCUGAAAUCAGGUCGGCAACUUGCAGCCAAAUGGCAUCCGUGCAGGGAAUGA